Molecule: messenger RNA, 1539 nt
Organism: Nothobranchius furzeri (turquoise killifish)
Lineage: Eukaryota; Metazoa; Chordata; Actinopteri; Cyprinodontiformes; Nothobranchiidae
Gene: pgam5
Product: PGAM family member 5, serine/threonine protein phosphatase, mitochondrial
Biological process (GO): peptidyl-threonine dephosphorylation; positive regulation of mitochondrial fission
Cellular component (GO): mitochondrion
Molecular function (GO): protein serine/threonine phosphatase activity
Source: RefSeq, a predicted model, not a curated record
CAAAUUGGCCACCGUAGUGUUUGUAGGCGUUCGCCUUUAUUAGCUUACUCUUUCCUUACUGGCUUCUGUUUUUGAUUUUAGAUCUUUAAACGGCGUUCAUUAGCUAACUGUGCUGCAGAUACGUGGUUUUGUUUACGCUGUUAGAAUUAGAAUUAACAACCAGACGCCCUUUAGCAACAGAAAGGCGCCUUGUUUUAGGGGGAACAGCUUCACGCGUCUUAUUUACAGCAGACUGGUUAAGCUCUGCUAAUUAGCUAGCAUAAGUUUCGCUUUCUCGGCUGCGAACAAGAUGUCGUUCAGGAAAACAUUUAAACUUAUUUGUGGCUUCGCCGGCGGCUCGGCAGUCUUGGUGUUCGCUGCUAAUGCAGCCGAAUCUCGCGGAUAUUUGGGUGAGCGGCGCGGAGAGGGGCUGGCCAGUCGGUGGUCGAGGUUGACCGUCCUUCAUGCAGCGCAGCCGGCGGCUUGGACAACUGUCACCCCGAUUCCGAGUGGGCAUUCCUGGGACUUCAACUGGGACAAGAGAGAGCCAUCCACGCUGUCCAAUGGGAGGAAGAAGGAGAGCGUGACUGAAGACCCCAGCUCCGAGCAGGACAACAGCAAACCAAAAGCCACACGCCACAUUUUCCUCAUCAGACACUCUCAGUACAACCUGAGCGGAAGCAGCGACAAGGAUAGGAUCCUCACACCUUUGGGCCGUGAGCAGGCUGAUCUGACAGGUCAAAGGUUAGCAGCAUUGGGUUUAAAGUAUGACGUACUGAUCCACUCCAGCAUGGCCAGAGCUACUGAAACUGCACAUAUUAUCAGCAAACACCUUCCAGGAGUGGAGCUGGUGAGCUGUGACCUGCUUAGAGAGGGUGCACCAAUCGAACCAGUUCCUGCAGUCACUCACUGGAAGCCCGAUGCUGUGCAGUACCAUGAAGAUGGAGCUCGAAUUGAGGCAGCCUUCCGCCGCUACAUCCACCGGGCUGACCCCAAGCAGAAGGAGGACAGCUAUGAGAUCAUCGUGUGUCAUGCCAAUGUCAUCCGUUAUUUUGUCUGCAGGGCGCUCCAGUUCCCCCCAGAGGGCUGGUUACGGAUGGGUUUGCACAACGGCAGCAUCACCUGGCUCACCAUUCGCCCGAGUGGCCGGGUGGGCCUCAGGACUAUGGGCGAUGCAGGAUUUAUGCCCCCGGACAAACUAACACGAACCUGAUGGGUCAGCGCACCACGGGUUUUCUCUGCAGGGUUGACCCUCAGUUUCCUCUCCAAGUGUCUUGAAAUAAACUUUUGAUUCUUUUAUAUUGAAUAACAGAUUUGCCAUGUUGUCGGACUGUGUGGUGCUUUUGUUGCGAUUACUUGGCUGCCAUCACCAACAGGAGUUACAAGCAACUCCUUCUGAAUGUAACCUGGUUUUUGUACAUAAGUAGGAUUUUUUUAAAGCCAAUAAAGGUCUAUAUGUACAGCUGUUAACAUAGUUACUGCUGUUUACAUCUUACAUUUCACUGAAGGGGGCAUCAUUUGUUGUAAUAGUGGUAAAUAAAUUAAAAAAUGUGAAACUUU